This is a messenger RNA of Sinocyclocheilus rhinocerous, 4421 nucleotides long. It is a transcript of the gene arhgef10lb, whose product is annotated as Rho guanine nucleotide exchange factor (GEF) 10-like b. Gene Ontology annotation, biological process: SREBP signaling pathway; actin cytoskeleton organization; positive regulation of stress fiber assembly. Gene Ontology annotation, molecular function: guanyl-nucleotide exchange factor activity; protein binding. NCBI's taxonomy places the organism in Eukaryota, Metazoa, Chordata, Actinopteri, Cypriniformes, Cyprinidae. Gene Ontology annotation, cellular component: cytosol. The coding region runs from base 347 to 4258 and encodes 1303 amino acids. The transcript is spliced from 28 exons. The record is from RefSeq and is a predicted model, not a curated record.
AAAAGAAAGGAAAAAGGGAGGGACUGAGGGAAAAGAAUAGAGGGAGAAGAGUUUUCAUAUUCGUGGGAGAAGCUGUGUCAGUUAAUGGACUGGGAGUCUCAGAACUUGUUCCUUGACUAAAAGAAACAUUUGAAAUCAGCUCUUCACAAUUGCUGUGCUUUCUGGGGAAGAUACAGUGGUGUCAUCAAUUGUAGAUUCACAGAUGGCUGCACUGCGCAAAGAUGGGAGCAGAAAUGACAAUGGAUUUAUAUUGAUAGUUUGUGAUCAAUAAGGACAAUAUCAGAGGGGUGACAUUUAAGGGACGUAAAGCCAGGCCUGAGUGCAUAUAUGACUGUAUAUUAACGUCAUGGCAUCUCCACAGUCUCUUAACCCUCCUGAAAAAGAGUCCAUGGUCACUGCUGUGACUCAGAAGGCCCAGGAGGAGGAAGAAGAGGAUGAUGAAGAUGAGGAAACUGGCGAGAAGUUUGAGUUUGAUGACAGCGAAGACGAGCAGAAUACAGUGGAGAACUCUGUUGAGACUAAAGAGUCAGGAACUCCUCAUGAGGAAGCUGAGCAUUCAGAGAAUACUAAUGGUAGCACUGCCACAAAUGCACUUUAUUGUCAAGCUGUGAAACAUGUCGCACACCAUAAUCAGCAGGCAGUAAACGGAGGGACCCCUGCUGGUCUGGAGGACCAAAAUAUCCCCACACAUCCUCGCACAACAUACCCAGAGAUGGUGGCCAGACAAUCUCCUGAUGGGAGUUCCAUCUCGGCCGAGCCUCAAGUAGCAGAUGAACAAGCAAGCUUUUGGAAAAGAAAUAACAUUUAUGAAGGGAAAGCCGUUCCUGAAUCGGAUGAAAAUUUACCCUCUGAACAACUGCAGGAGAACUCCGCUCCUCCUGCUCGCUCGGAGGUCAUCUACGAUGAUGUGCCUUGUGAAAACAUCAUGCCACCAGAUGCAGAGGAUGAUGUGAUCUAUGAGGAGGUGCAGAGGUCUGGCGAGCCCGGGCUGAUAGACAACGGCUGGGGCUCCAGUGAGUUUGAGAGUUACGAUGAGCAGUCAGACAGCGAGACCAAGCAGCCCACUCGCAAUAAGAUUUCCCCAGAUGUACGACGUCUGAAGCAACGCUGCGUGCAGACCAGGCGUGAGCUAGCCAUGCGGUUAGGGGCUCGAGAUGUCGGCCAAUUCAAACAUAGCUAUGACAUUAAGGUUCAACAGCUCAUGAAAGCAGCUAGGAAUGGCACGAAAGAUGGACUGGAAAAGACCAAAAUAGCCAUGAUGCGCAAAGUGUCCUUCCUGAGUAAAAAAGACUGCACAGAUGACAUAGAGGAAGAUUCUGGAUAUCUGGAUGUGACUGUAUCUGAACUCAAACAUCCACCACCUCAACUUUCUCCAAUGCCAGAAGGGCUCAGUAGCCAACAGGUUGUCAGGCGUCAUAUUCUUGGCUCUAUCAUUCAGAGUGAAAGAAGCUACUUAGACUCACUCAAGAGGAUCCUGCUGGAAUAUAAGAAGCCUUUGAUGGAGGCGGAGCCACGGAUCCUGAGCUUGAAGAAGAUCCAGCCUGUUUUUUAUAGGCUGAAGGAGAUCCUGCAGUGUCACUCCAUGUUUCAGAUUGCUCUGGCCUCCCGUGUAGCAGAAUGGGAUAAUACUGAGAAAAUCGGAGACCUUUUUGUUGCUUCAUUUUCCAAGUCAAUGGUGCUAGAUGUGUACAGCGACUAUGUCAACAACUUCACCAAUGCUAUGGGUCUUAUCAAGAAAGCUUGUAUGUCCAAGCCAGCAUUCCUGGAGUUUCUCAAGAAAAAGCAGGCUGCCAGUACAGACAGAAUCACUCUUUAUGGCCUCAUGGUCAAACCAAUUCAGCGCUUUCCUCAGUUCAUACUCCUACUGCAGGACAUGCUGAAAAACACCCCUGUGGGGCAUCAGGAUAGGCUGCCGCUGCAGCUGGCCCUCACUGAGCUCGAGACUCUCGCCGAGAAGCUGAACGAGCAGAAACGGCUGGCCGAGCAGCUCGCUGAAAUCCAACAGCUCACUCGUAGCGUCAGUGACCGUAACCUCAGUAAGCAACUGAACUCGGAUCAGAAGCAGUUGAUUCUGUCUGAGACACUGAUUGAGACCGUCUAUGGCGAGAAGGGUCAAGUCCUCAAGUCUAAGGAGCGCAAAGUCUUCCUCCUGAAUGACAUGCUCAUCUGUGCAAACAUCAAUGUGAAGGGCCCUCCAGAUAUCAGCAGCCUAGUCCCUAUCGGUCCAAAAUACGCAGUUAAGUGGAGUGCCCCACUGCUGCAAGUGCAAGUGGUGGAGGUGGGCCAGGAGACCCCCCAGCGUAAAGACAGCAUCUACCAGCAGAGUGGAAGCAAGCGCCUGAGCUCCACCAACUCUCAAGGAAAGCUGUUUCUGGGACCACCACGGCUGUAUCAGGAUCUGCAGGAGUUACAGCAUGAUCUUUCUGUGGUGGAGGAAGUCACAUUGUUGGUGGGCACCCUGCAGGGAUCGUACCAGAAUCUCAACACUACGGUGGGGCAGGACUGGUGCAUGGCUCUUCAGAGGCUCAUCCGCAUCAAAGAGGAUGAGAUCCAGUGUGCCAACAAGUGUCGUCUACGGCUGAUGGUUCCUGGGAAGCCUGACAAGUCUGGCCGUCCAGUCAGUUUCACAGUGGUCUUCAGUACGCCCAGUCCAAUUAGCAAAAUCUCCUGGGUCAAUCGCCUGCAUCUGGCCAAAAUUGCCCUGAGAGAUGAAAACUUGCCUGGCUGGGUGUGUGUAGAGGACGAUGAAAAGACUAAGCCUCCAUUCUGGUGCCCGUUACUGGCCUGCCAAUUGGCUGUGUUUACCCCAAAAAUGCAAGAUCUGAAGUUGCAGGCUGCCCUGUAUAACCCGGUCCACUGUUCUCUUCUUGGUUUUUCUGCCGCUAGCACAUCCUUGCCUCAGGGCUACCUCUGGGUGGCUAGUGGGGGUGACGACUCCCAUGGGCAGGUGGAGAUUUUCUCCCUUAACAGACCCACGCCACGCUCCGUUAAGAGUUUCUCUCUAGCUUCCCCAGUGCUUUGUCUGGAGUACAUCACAGAGCCCAGCACUGAUGAAGAACUGGAAACACAAACCUCUGAAGUUCUUUCCAAGAUCGGCAACACCAUCUGUGUAGGAUUAUUGGAUGGCAACAUCCUGGUUUAUGGAAGCGUGGACACUGCUGCUCAGUGUCUGCUAACAUUUUGUAACCCCGAGGGCUGCCCAGUUCUGUGCCUAAAACACUCUGCCAACUUUCUCUUCGCUGGACUAAGUAAUGGAAAAGUCGCAGUUUAUAACCGAAAGAGUGGAGAGGGGUUUUGGGAUCCAGAUUCCUGCAGACAUGUGGUUAUUGGAUGUGCGCCUGUCCUCAAACUCCUCCAAAUAGACGAGUGUGUGUGGGCCAGCUGUGCCAACCAGGUCUCUGUGAUUGAAGGCUCCUCUCUCAGGACUCAGAGUUUCGAAGUUCAUCCAGACCCCAUGGUUAGUGUGACGCACAUGGUGCGUGCUGGAGGAGGGGUGUGGAUGGCGUUUUCAGAGGGAUCAUCCCUACGUCUGUUUCACACAGAAACAUUGGAACACCUCCAAGAGAUCAACAUUUCAACACCCUCUGCAUAUCUGAGCCGUGGUCAAAAAUCUGUGUGUGUAACCAGCCUGCUUAUCUGCCAAGGACUGCUAUGGGUGGGCACAGCUCAGGGCAUUAUUGUCACCCUGCCAGUGCCCAGACUGGAGGGCAUUCCCAAAAUAACAGGCAAAGGGAUGACGUCACUUAACGCUCACAACGGCCCUGUUGAAUUCUUGGUUGCCACCUCCAGCAUUUUAUCCCAAGAUUUUCUGAAGCGGGAUUCUACCACGGAGGGUGUGGAUUCAAGUGGUGGAGGUGAAGAUAAGAAGGUGAGAAAUUCCUCUCAGGAGUCCCUCCAGCAGGCGGAUGGCUCUCCUCAGGCCAAAGCUAAAGGAGUGCUACUGCAGUACCACCUCCGUUCUACCUCUCAGCUCCCAGGAAAGCUCCUGACGGCCCGGCCCGAAGAAUCAUCCGACUCGACCCAGGACUCUCUGGAGCACACCCUAGAGGACGGUUCUAUCUAUGAGCUAAGUGAUGAUCCCGAGGUUUGGGUCAGAGGGCCUGGGCCAUCAUCAAAGGAAGCGGCACGUAGGGAGAAAGUGACUUCAGCUGCCGUUAUAUCCGGUGGAAAAGGGUUCCGUCGACUCGCUAAAUCCUCCAACUCCCCUGACUCCAGUGAGAACACGCUCAUGGUCUGGCAGCUGCCCAUUACAGUUUGAGGCAGUGAUGAAUUCUUCUUCCUUUGGCUUUCAUCAGGAGUUUUUGCAGUGAUGGAGGAUUGUUGGAUCAUUGAAGGACAAACAGACUGUAUGGCUUAUGACAGGGGUGGCGAACGUCGGUCCUGGAGAGCCGCAGCCCUGCAGAGUUUUGCUUCAACCCUAA